This is a messenger RNA of Gopherus evgoodei (Goodes thornscrub tortoise), 11734 nucleotides long. RefSeq names its product reelin (gene RELN). Gene Ontology annotation, biological process: central nervous system development; neuron migration. Gene Ontology annotation, molecular function: lipoprotein particle receptor binding. The record is from RefSeq and is a predicted model, not a curated record. Lineage: Eukaryota; Metazoa; Chordata; Testudines; Testudinidae.
GGCGGCCAGGCAGCGGCGCGGCGCGGAGGUGUGGAGACUGAGGCGGCGGGCAGAGCGGGGCUGCUUCCCCACCCCUGGCCAAGGGGGAGUCCGCGCAGCUGCCCAGCCGGCCGGCGGCUCCUCCCCAGCUGCCAAACUUCCCGGGCGGCCGCCUCGCAAACUUUUCUCUUUUUUUUGCCGGCUGGGUUUCGGGUCGGCUGCUCCCCGCCUCAGCCGGCUCUGCCCUGCAGGAGCGUGCGGGGCUGGCGGCAGCGGCAGCGGCAGCAUGGAGCGGAGGCAGCCGCCGCCGCCGAGUUUCCCUCGCGGGUGGACUGUGCUGGUGGCGGUGCUGGGGCUGAUGCUCCCCGGGCGCCAGGGGGCGGCGGGCUACUACCCCCGCUUCUCGCCCUUCUUUUUCCUCUGCACCCACCACGGGGAGCUGGCCGGGGAUGGCGAGCAGGGAGAGGUGCUCAUGUCCCUGCAGCUCGCGGGGAACCCGGCCUUCUACGUACCUGGCCAGGAAUAUCACGUGACUAUUUCGACAAGUACAUUCUUCGAUGGCUUACUGGUAACGGGACUCUAUACAUCUACCAGCGUUCAGGCUUCACAAAGCAUUGGUGGCUCUAGUGCUUUUGGAUUUGGAAUUAUGUCCGAUCGCCAGUUUGGAAAUCAGUUUAUGUGCAGUGUGGUUGCAUCUCAUGUGAGUCAUCUACCAACAACAAAUCUCAGUUUCGUUUGGAUUGCUCCACCUGCAGGAACAGGCUGUGUGAAUUUCAUGGCUACAGCUACCCACAGAGGCCAAGUUAUAUUCAAGGAUGCCUUAGCACAGCAGUUGUGUGAACAGGGAGCUCCGACAGAAGCCUCAUUGCAUCCUCAUCUAGCUGAAAUGCAUAGUGACAGCAUUAUCCUACGAGAUGACUUUGACUCUUAUCAUCAGCUAGAAUUGAAUCCCAGUAUGUGGUUUGAAUGUAGUAACUGUGAGGUUGGAGAGCAGUGCGGUGUAAUUAUGCAUGGCAGUGCUGUCACUUUCUGUGAGCCAUAUGGUCCAAGAGAAUUGACCACCACUAGUCUUAACACAACCACAGCUUCUGUCCUUCAAUUUUCCAUUGGUUCAGGUUCAUGUCGCUUUAGUUACACAGAUCCCAGGAUCAUUGUGUCCUAUACCAGGAAUAACUCUGCAGAUUGGAUUCAGCUGGAGAAAAUUAGAGCCCCUUCCAAUGUCAGCACCGUCAUCCACAUCCUGUACCUUCCUGAAGAUGCCAAAGGAGAGAAUGUUCAGUUUCAGUGGAAACAGGAGUAUGUACAUGCUGGUGAAGUGUAUGAAGCCUGCUGGGCAUUGGACAACAUUCUGAUCAUAAAUGCUGCUCACAGACAAAUUGUCUUAGAAGAUAAUCUUGAUCCUGUGGACACUGGCAACUGGCUUUUCUUCCCUGGGGCCACAGUUAAGCAUAGCUGUCAAUCAGAUGGAAACUCCAUUUAUUUCCAUGGAACUGAAGGCAGUGAGUUCAAUUUUGCCACAACCAGAGAUGUGGAUCUUUCCACUGAGGAUACCCAGGAGCAGUGGGCAGAGGAGUUUGAGAGCCAGCCUAAAGGAUGGGACAUAUCUGGAGCUGUCAUUGGUACUGAAUGUGGAACACUAGAGUCAGGUUCAUCUAUGGUAUUCCUCAGAGAUGGAGAGAGAAAACUAUGUACUCCAUAUAUGGACACUACAGGUUAUGGGAACCUGAGAUUUUACUUCAGCAUGGGGGGAACUUGUGAUUCUGGAGAAGCCCAUGAAAAUGAUGUCCUCCUCUAUGCAAAGAUAGAAGGAAAGAAAGAGCACAUAGCUCUUGAUACACUGACCUAUGCUUCUUAUAAGGUUCCAUCUUUGGCUUCGGUUGUCAUUAGUCCAGAGCUGCAGACUCCUGCUACCAAGUUCUGUCUUAAGCAAAAGAAUCAUCAAGGGCAUAACAAGAAUGUCUGGGCUGUUGAUUACUUCCAUGUCCUGCCAGUACUCCCCUCCACCAUAACUCACAUGAUCCAGUUUUCCAUUAAUCUGGGCUGUGGAACUCAUCAACCUGGUAACAGUGUCUACUUGGAGUUUUCAACCAAUCAUGGUCGUUCCUGGUCCUUACUUCACACUGAGUGCUUGCCUGAGAUAUGUGCUGGGUCUCAUCUUCCUCACAGUACCAUCUAUGCCUCUGAAAACUACAGUGGGUGGAACCGAAUAACUAUUCCCCUCCCCAGUGCAGCAUUAACCAGAAAUACCAGAAUUCGAUGGAGACAAACAGGACCAAUCCAUGGAAAUAUGUGGGCGAUUGAUAAUAUUUAUAUUGGUCCAUCUUGCCUCAGAUUCUGCUCAGGGCGAGGAAAAUGUACUAGAAAUGGCUGCAGGUGUGACCCUGGGUACUCAGGACCUGCAUGUGAAAUGGCUUCCCAGACCUUCCCCGUGUUUAUUUCAGAAAGCUUUGGCAGUUCUAGGCUCUCAUCCUAUCACAAUUUUUACUCUAUCCGUGGUGCUGAAGUCAGCUUUGGCUGUGGAGUCCUAGCAAGUGGCAAGGCCUUGGUUUUUAACAAAGAUGGAAGACGUCAACUGAUCACUUCUUUUCUUGACAGCUCACAGUCCAGGUUCCUCCAGUUCACUCUGCGCUUGGGAAGCAAGUCUGUGCUGAGUACUUGCAAAGCACCUGAUCAACCAGGAGAAGGAGUGUUACUACAUUAUUCAUAUGACAAUGGGAUUACAUGGAAACUACUGGAACAUUAUUCUUAUCUCAACUAUCAUGAGCCAAGAAUAAUUUCUGUGGAGCUACCAGAAGACGCAAGACAAUUUGGUAUUCAGUUCAGAUGGUGGCAACCGUAUCAUUCUUCUCAGGGAGAAGAUGUUUGGGCGAUCGAUGAGAUCAUCAUGACCUCCAUGCUUUUCAACAGCAUUAGUCUAGACUUCAACAAUCUAGUAGAAGUCACUCAGUCUCUGGGAUUCUACUUGGGAAACAUUCAACCAUGCUGUGGCCGUGACUGGACCCUUUGUUUUACAGGAGAUUCUAAAUUAACCUCUAGUAUGCGUUAUGUGGAAACACAGUCCAUGCAAAUUGGAGCUUCGUAUAUGAUACAAUUCAACUUGGUGAUGGGCUGUGGACAGCAAUUUACUCCUCACAUGGACAACCAGGUGAAACUGGAAUACUCCACCAACCACGGCCUGACUUGGCACCUUGUUCAGGAGGAAUGCCUUCCAAGUAUGCCUAGCUGUCAGGAGUUUACAUCAGCAAGUAUCUACCAUUCCAGUGAAUUCAUGCAGUGGAGGAGAAUUACAGCCCUGUUACCACAGAAAACUUGGUCCAGUGCUACACGUUUCCGUUGGAGUCAGUGCUACUACACAGUCCAAGAUGAAUGGGCUUUAGACAACAUCUACAUUGGACAGCAAUGUCCAAAUAUGUGUAAUGGACAUGGCUGGUGCGACCAUGGCGUAUGCAGGUGUGAUCCAGGAUACCAGGGCACUGAAUGUCACCCUGAGACUUCUCUCCCUUCAACUGUAAUGUCUGAUUUUGAGAACCCAAAUGGUUUGAAGACUGAAUGGCAGGAAGUUAUUGGGGGAGAAAUUGUAAAACCUGAACAAGGCUGUGGGGUCAUUUCUUCUGGAUCUUCCCUCUAUUUCACCAAGGAUGGAAAAAGGCAGUUGGUGAGCUGGGAUUUGGACACCACUUGGGCAGAUUUCAUCCAGUUUUACAUUCAGAUAGGUGGAGAGAGCUCUUCAUGCAAUAAACCAGACAACAGAGAGGAAGGUGUGCUUUUGCAGUACAGCAACAAUGGAGGUAUCAAUUGGCACCUACUAGCAGAAAUGUACUUCUCUGACUUCAGCAAACCUAGAUUUGUCUAUCUUGAGCUUCCUGCUGCUGCAAAGACUCCUUGUACUAGAUUUCGCUGGUGGCAGCCAGUAUUUUCGGGGGAAGGCUAUGACCAGUGGGCCAUUGAUGAUAUCAUCAUUUUGUCAGAAAAGCAGAAGCAGAUCAUUCCUGUCAUUAACCCAACAUUACCACAGAAUUUUUAUGAGAAGCCAGCAUUUGAUUACCCCAUGAACCAGCUCAGUGUGUGGUUGAUGUUGGCUAAUGAAGGGAUGACCAAAAAUGAAAGUUUCUGUUCUGCCACUCCAUCAGCAAUGAUAUUUGGUAAAUCAGAUGGAGAUCGAUUUGCUGUGACUCGGGAUUUAACACUGAAACCUGGAUAUGUCCUGCAGUUCAAGCUGAACAUCGGUUGCACUAAUCAGUACAGUAGUUCUGCUCCAGUUCUCCUUCAGUAUUCCCAUGAUGCCGGCAUGUUCUGGUCACUUGUGAAAGAGGGCUGUUAUCCUGCAUCUCCUGGAAUCAAAGGAUGUGAAGGAAGUUCCCGGGAGUUGAGUGAGCCGUCCAUGUAUUACACAGGAGACUUUGAGGAGUGGACAAGAAUUACUAUUAUCAUUCCAAGAUCUCUUGCAGCCAGUAAGACUAGAUUCCGCUGGAUCCAGGAGAGCAGUUCUCACAAGAAUGUGCCCUCUUUUGGCUUAGAUGGGGUUUACAUCUCAGAGCCUUGUCCCAGUUACUGCAGUGGUCAUGGGGACUGUGUCUCUGGAGUCUGUUUCUGUGACUUGGGCUAUACAGCCGCACAUGGAACCUGUGUGUCUAAUGUACCUAAUCACAGUGAGAUGUUCGACAGGUUUGAGAGGAAGCUGAGCCCUCUCUGGUACAAGAUAACUGGAGGUCAGGUUGGAACAGGCUGUGGAACGCUCAGUGAUGGGAAAUCUCUUUACUUCGAUGGGCCCGGCAAAAGGGAAGCAAGAACUGUCCCUAUGGACACCACAAAUAUCAGACUAGUUCAGUUUUAUUUACAAAUUGGAAGCAAAACAGCUGGUACUCUCUGCAACAAACCAAGAGCCAGGAAUGAAGGGCUUGUAGUUCAAUACACAAAUAACAAUGGAAUAACCUGGCAUUUGCUGCGAGAGCUCGAUUACAUGUCUUACUUAGAACCACAGAUUGUUUCAAUAGAUCUUCCCCGUGAAGCUAAAACAUCUGCAACUGCUUUCCAAUGGUGGCAACCCCAACAUGGGAAACUUUCAGCACAGUGGGCCUUGGAUGAUGUCCUUAUAGGAAUGAAUGACAGCUCUCAGACUGGUUUUCAAGAUAAAUUUGAUGGAUCUGCGGAUUUACAAGCAAGUUGGUACAGGAUCCAAGGGGGUCAAGUAGAUAUUGACUGUCUAUCUAUGGAUACAGCUCUGAUGUUCAGUGAAGAUACUGGUAAACCUCGUUAUGCUGAGACUUGGGAUUUCCAUGUGUCAGCCUCCACUUUCCUGCAGUUUGAGCUGAGCAUGGGUUGCAGUAAGCCAUUCAGCGAUUCCCAUGGCAUUCACUUGCAGUAUUCCUUAAAUAAUGGGAGAGACUGGCACCUGGUGACUGAAGAGUGUGUUCCUCCAAGCAUAGGUUGUCAGCAUUACACUGAGAGUUCAAUUUACAGAUCAGAAAGAUUCCAGAACUGGAAGCGAAUUACUGUCUACCUUCCACUUGCAACCAUCUCUCCCAGAACACGUUUCAGAUGGAUUCAAUAUGAUUACACUCCUGGAGCAGGUUCUUGGGCUAUAGAUAAUGUAGUCUUGGCUACAGGAUGUCCCUGGAUGUGCUCUGGCCAUGGAAUCUGUGACUCAGGCCAGUGUGUGUGUGACCGAGGCUUUGGAGGUCCAUACUGUGUCCCUGUUGCACCUCUGCCUUCUGUUCUGAAAGAUGACUUCAACGGUAACUUGCAUCCUGAUCUUUGGCCUGAAGUCUAUGGUGCCGAGAGGGGAAACCUGAACAGUGACACAAUCAAAUCUGGAACCACUCUCAUUUUUAAAGGGGAAGGGCUGAGAAUGCUUGUUUCAAGAGAUCUAGAUUGUACAAAUACUGUAUACAUCCAGUUUUCAUUUAAAUUUAUAGCAAAAGGUACCCCAGAGAGGUCUCAUUCCAUUCUGCUACAAUACUCCAUCAACGGUGGCAUCACUUGGAAUCUAAUAGAUGAGUUUUACUUCACUCAGACUACUGAUGUUCUCUUCAUUAACGUUCCACUACCAUACACUGCGCAAACCAAUUCUACACGUUUCAGGCUCUGGCAACCUUACAACAAUGGCAAGAAAGAAGAAAUCUGGAUUAUAGAUAACUUCAUUAUUAAUGGAAACAACCUAAAGAAUUCUGUUAUACUUCUGGAUACAUUUGACUUUGGACCUAAAGAGGAUAACUGGCUUUUCUACCCUGGUGGUAAUAUUGGGCUUUAUUGUCCGUAUUCAUCAAAGGGAGCCCCAGAGGAAGAUUCUGCUAUGGUGUUUGUUUCAAAUGAAGUUGGAGAACAUUCCAUUACAACGAGGGAAUUGAAUGUGAAUGAGAACACCAUAAUCCAAUUUGAGAUCAAUAUUGGCUGCACCACUGAUAGCUCAUCUGCAGACCCAGUGAAACUUGAAUUCUCACGAGAUCUAGGGGCAACCUGGCACCUUCUUCUUCCACUGUGCUACAGUAGUAGCAGCUAUCUCAGCUCCUUAUGCUCCACUGAGCAUCAUCCAAGCAGCACUUACUAUGCUGGUACAGCUCAGGGCUGGAGAAGAGAGGUCAUCCACUUUGGAAAACUGCACCUGUGUGGAUCAUUAAGAUUCAGAUGGUACCAGGUUUAUCCUGCUGGCUCCCAACCCAUGACUUGGGCCAUUGAUAAUGUAUACAUUGGCCCACAAUGAGAGAUGUGUAAUGGGCAUGGCAGCUGUAUCAAUGGAACUAAGUGUAUCUGUGAUCCAGGGUAUCUGGGCCAACCUGUAAUAAGCACCAUGAAUUCAGACUUUCUCAAGGACGAUUUUGAAGGAAGUAACUUUACUUUUAGUUCAUCCUCUCAGAUAAGUAGAAUAAUAGAGAAUGGGAUGAACAGUCAGCUAGAGUCUGAUAGAUUCUUGAUGGUGAGUGGUGGAAAACCAUCUAGGAAAUGUGGUAUCCUGUCUGGAGGAAACAACCUCUUCUUUAAUGAAGAAGGCUUGCGUAUGCUGAUGACUCGAGAUCUGGAUUUGUCACAGGCGAGAUUUGUGCAGUUCUUCAUGAGACUGGGAUGCGGUAAGGGGGUUCCAGACCCCAGAAGCCAACCUGUGCUUUUGCAGUAUUCACUCAAUGGGGGCCUCACAUGGAGCCUGCUGCAGGAAUUCCUCUUCAGCAAUUCAAGCAAUGUAGGCCGAUAUAUUGCUCUGGAAAUUCCCUUGAAGGCCCGUUCCAGCUCCACUCGUCUCCGCUGGUGGCAGCCAUCUGAGAAUGGGCAUUUUUACAGCCCAUGGGUAAUUGAUCAGAUUCUUAUUGGUGGAAAUAUUUCUGGUAACACAGUAAUAGAAGAUGAUUUUACCACAUUGGAUAGCAGGAAGUGGCUUCUCCAUCCAGGUGGAACAAAGAUGCCAGUCUGUGGUUCUACUGGGAAUGCACUGGUUUUCAUCGAGAAAGCUAGCACCCGUUAUGUUGUAACCACUGAUAUUGUGGUUAAUGAGGACUCUUUCAUACAAGUAGACUUUGCAGCAUCCUGCUCUGUCACUGACUCCUGUUAUGCUAUUGAGCUGGAAUAUUCAGUGAAUCUCGGAUUGACAUGGCACCCAAUACUGCAAGACUGCCUGCCUAGUAACGUAGAAUGCAACAAGUACCAUCUCCAAAGGAUUCUGGUAUCAGACACAUUCAACAAAUGGACCAGGAUUACUUUGCCUCUGCCUCAUUAUACUAGGUCUCAAGCAACUCGUUUCCGCUGGCACCAGCCCGCUCCAUUUGAUAAGCAGCAAACAUGGGCUAUAGACAAUGUCUACAUUGGGGAUGGCUGUAUAGAUAUGUGCAGUGGCCAUGGGAGGUGCACACAAGGGAACUGUGUCUGUGAUGAACACUGGGGUGGGCUCUACUGUGAUGAGCCAGAGGCAUCCCUUCCAACACAACUUAAAGACAACUUCAAUCGAGCUCCAUCUAAUCAGAACUGGGUAACAGUAAAUGGAGGGAAACUGAGCACAGUCUGUGGAGCUGUGGCAUCUGGAAUGGCUCUUCAUUUCAGCGGGGGAUGCAGCCGUUUAUUAGUGACAGUGGAUUUAAACUUGACUAAUGCAGAAUUCAUCCAGUUUUAUUUCAUGUAUGGAUGUCUGAUAACUCCUAACAAUCGGAACCAAGGAGUUCUCCUGGAAUACUCUGUGAAUGGUGGCAUUACUUGGAACCUCUUAAUGGAAAUUUUCUAUGACCAGUUCAGCAAACCCGGCUUUGUGAACAUUCUCCUCCCUCAUGAGGCCAAAGCUCUCGGAACCCGUUUCCGCUGGUGGCAACCUAAACAUGACGGUUUAGAUCAGAAUGACUGGGCUAUUGACAAUGUGCUGAUAUCUGGCUCUGCUGAUCAGAGGACAGUGAUGUUAGACACUUUUAGCAGUGCUCCACUCCCACAACACGAACGCUCUCCUGCAGAUGCAGGACCCAUUGGGAGGAUCGCUUUUGAUAUGUUUACAGAAGACAAAACGACAGUGAAUGAACAUUGGCUGUUCCAUGAUGAUUGCUCAAUUGAAAGAUUCUGUGAUUCUCCUGAUGGUGUUAUGAUCUGUGGUAGCCAUGAUGGCAGAGAAGUUUAUGCACUCACCCAUGACCUAACUCCUACAGAAAGCUGGAUUAUGCAGUUCAAGAUUUCUGUUGGAUGUAAAACUUCAGAAAAAAUUGCACAGAAUCAAGUCCAUGUGCAAUAUUCCACUGACUUCGGCGUGAGUUGGAGCUAUUUAGUUCCUCAGUGCUUACCUGCAGAUCCAAAAUGCUCUGGGAGUAUUUCACAGCCCUCUGUAUUCUUUCCAACGAAAGGAUGGAAGAGGAUAACUUAUUCACUGCCUGAAAACCUAGUGGGCAAUCCAGUGAGGUUUAGGUUCUAUCAGAAGUACUCAGAUAUUCAAUGGGCCAUUGAUAAUUUCUAUCUGGGACCUGGUUGUUUGGACAACUGUAGAGGCCAUGGAGACUGCCUGAAAAAACAGUGUAUCUGUGAUCCCGGGUACUCUGGUCCAAACUGCUACUUGACCCAAACUUUAAAGACUUUCCUAAAGGAGCGCUUUGACAAUGAAGAAAUCAAACCAAACUUAUGGAUGUCCUUGGAAGGUGGAAACACCUGUACUGAAUGUGGGAUUCUAGCAGAGGAUACAGCUUUGUAUUUUGGAGGUGAUACCGUGAGGCAAGCUGUCACUCAAGACCUGGACUUGAGGGGUGCCAAAUUUCUACAAUACUGGGGAAGAAUUGGAAGUGAAAACAACAUGACAACAUGCCACAGACCAACAUGCAGGAAGGAGGGAGUUCUGUUAGAUUAUUCAAUUGAUGGAGGCAUAUCUUGGAUUUUGCUUCAUGAGAUGGAUUAUCAGAAAUACAUCUCAGUCAGACAUGACUACAUACUUCUCCCGGAACACGCUCUGACCAAUACAACUCGCCUGCGCUGGUGGCAGCCUUUUGUGAUUAGCAAUGGAUUUGUGGUUUCAGGCUCUGACCGUGCUCAGUGGGCACUAGAUGACAUACUAGUUGGAGGUGCUGAGAUCAAUCCCAGUCAACUAGUAGAUACAUUCGAUGAUGAAGGCAUUUCCCAUGAAGAAAACUGGAGUUUUUACCCUAAUGCAGUCAGGACUGCUGGAUUCUGUGGCAACCCUUCAUUUCACCUCUACUGGCCAAAUAAAAAAAAGGACAACACACACAAUAUCCUGUCCUCCAGGGAGCUCAUUAUACAGCCAGGAUACAUGAUGCAAUUUAAAAUUGUGGUUGGCUGUGAGGCAACUUCUUGUGGUGACCUGCACUCUGUAAUGCUGGAAUACACUAAGGAUGCCAGGACAGAUUCAUGGCAACUUGUCCAGACGCAAUGUCUUCCUUCCUCAUCUAAUAGCAUUGGCUGCUCCCCAUUUCAAUUCCAUGAAGCUACCAUCUAUAACUCUGUCAACAGCUCCACAUGGAAAAGAAUAAGUAUCCAGCUGCCUGAUCAUGUCUCCUCCAGUGCAACUCAGUUCAGGUGGAUUCAAAAAGGGGAGGAAACAGAGAAGCAAAGCUGGGCAAUAGAUCAUGUGUAUAUUGGAGAAGCGUGCCCUAAACUCUGCAGUGGUCAUGGAUAUUGCACUACUGGAGCCAUUUGCAUUUGUGAUGAAAGAUAUCAAGGUGAUGACUGCUCUGUUUUCAGCCAUGAGCUUCCCAGUUACAUUAAAGAUAACUUUGAAUCUGAAAGAGUCACUGAAAUAAACUGGGAAACUAUUCAGGGUGGAGUUAUAGGGAAUGGAUGUGGACAGCUGGCACCAUAUGCCCAUGGAGAUUCACUGUACUUUAACGGAUGUCAAAUAAGACAAGCUAUUACUAAACCUCUGGAUCUCACCCGAGCAAGCAAAAUAAUGUUUGUUUUACAAAUUGGAAGCAUUUCACAAACAGAGAGUUGCAAUACCAACCUGAGUGAUCCGAAUACGGUGGACAAGGCAGUUCUACUCCAGUACAGUGUAAAUAAUGGAAUUACAUGGCAAGUAAUAGCACAGCAUCAGCCAAAGGACUUUAUACAAGCCCAAAGAGUGUCCUACAAUGUUCCGCUGGAGGCACGAAUGAAAGGAGUCUUACUGCGCUGGUGGCAGCCCCGUCACAAUGGAACAGGUCGUGAUCAGUGGGCUUUGGACCAUGUAGAAGUCGUCCUAGUAAGCACUCGCAAACAAAAUUACAUGAUGAAUUUUUCACGGCAACAUGGGCUCAGGCAUUUCUACAACAGAAGACGAAGGUCACUUAGACGAUACCCAUGAAGAAACGAGAAAUUUAUAUUUUCCUCCCAACAUGUGAUAUGUUGCUUUUCAUUCUUUAAAUCUUAGCACUGCAUCUGGUAUCAGGACUUUUCUGCAACUGGCUUGGUGAAUAACGAAAAGCCUUUCUCAAGACAGAGUGUACACCACUUUUUCGCACUGUGAACUAAUGAGAAGUGACUUAUUUUCUCAUAGGUAAAUGUUUCAAUGUUGACGUGUCUGUGAAAAUUGUGAUCUGUUGUAAUAUCAGUUACAGUGGCAGUAUGGGAAGCAAGCAACUAAUCUGUUAACAGGAAAAAGGUUUAAGCACAAAGACUUUUUCAGAUUUUAUGUUUAAAAAACUACAUAUUAAGUACAGUAUUUAACAUUCUUUGUCACAUAGCUAUUUAAAUGCACUUGUAUUUCAGCUCUGUAUCAUAUUUUAUAUGAUUAAGUUAUCAUUGUCUUCUUUGUAUUCUCUUCUACAACAUGACACAUUGGCACUGUAUUUACUUGUUAUGUUGUUGUAAUAUUUUGCUGCUGAUUUUUGGGCUAUUUACACUCUGAUAACAUGCAUAAAGCAAAUUUCAAUACCUACUCAAGAAGAUAAUUGCAAAAGUAGUUGUAAAGACAUUGAUCUCCUUCAGUCUUACUCUUUGAUAUGUCUGUUGGUUAGCAUUGUUUUGUGAAUAAGAAGAAUGUUUGACAUUUAAAUUUUUUUACUAAGCAGCUGUGGAUAAAACCCCAAACAGAAGUUCCCAUUUCCUUGUCUAAAGGUAAAACAGUUCUCUGUGAGUGAUUUACUUACAAUAACUGCCAUUUGAUGUCUGUAGUAAUGGAGUGAUUUGUAAAGUGAAUGUUUCAUCGUGUUCUAUUUGGUGUUUGUUUCUAUUGCAGGUCAUGUUUGUAUCUUCUGAUAAAGUUGUACCUACACCAGCAACAUUUCAAUGCCCCUAUAGCCCUAAGCUGUCUAAUAUCAUAAAUAAAAUGUUUCACUAUAUGGUGAACCAAGCUAAAGAUCCAUGCUUCAAUAAA